AUGGGAGAAUCAACAUCAACACGGAACGCACUACAAGAUCUGCCUCAAGAUUGUUGGGUGCAAAUUCUGGAUCAAAUAUCUCCAUCUGACACCGCAUCUGUAGUGGCCACGUCGCGAGACCUACAAGUCUCCUCGGAAAGCUCAUUAUAUCGUCAUGUCAAGAUCGACUGGAUCAAACCACCUCUGAAACGGGUGCUGAGCCUAUUAAAAGUGAUUCAUGAGCGUCCAGAUCUCGCAUCUCAAAUUCAUCAUGUUAGCAUGAUCCCUUCCAAACUGGAGUAUCCGGCAGAAAUGCAGAUACAAAAAUGGAAUCCGCCGCAGAUCGAUGGAGACUGGAACCAACUCUCGUCUCUAUUCGAGAAAGAAGUCAACGUGGCAAAAGAUAUCGUCACCAAGGCACAGUUUCCAUCACUCGCCAAAUGGAUCUGUGCGCUGGAAAAAGGCGAUCCAUACGCCUUCGUGGCAGUUAUUCUUUCUCAGCUUCACAAUUUGAAGUCGCUGGAGCUAGACUACACUUUCGUGUGGCAGUCAGGGUUCCCCGGAUUGAUGGUACGACAUGCUCUUCUCUCAGCGCCUGAAGGCUCCUUGUCUCGAUUUGCUGAACUGUCAAUCGUCGAGUAUGGCAUGAAUGUUCCUCAAUCUCGAGAGUUCCAUGAGCUUGGUGCGAAAUUUAUCGAUGCAUUUCCUCCAUGUGACUCGGAGCAAUUCGCAGGCUGGUUCUAUUUGCCUGCUCUGAAAUCUUUGGAGAUCUGGCUCCAAAGUCUAGAAGGCGUCAAAGAUGAAUUGUCCAAACCUGCUGGAUCGAGCAAGCUAAAAAGCCUACCCCAGCUCCAGAGGCUUGUGCUGGCUGAAUGUCCCAUCGAAGAGGGCGAAGCCAGAGAUCUUCUGUUGCACCUGUCCUCGUUGAAGAGCCUUCAUCUGGGACUUGUAUACCCGUCACAGGACAGAGAGCUCGGCUGGAGUGAAGCAUCUGCCAGACCACCUCUCAAAGAGCCUGGUGUGCUGAUUGAAGGGCUGAUGAGUGUGAAGGAUACACUCGAAGACCUGUCAGUUGGCAUGGAGCUUUGCCCGCUUUACUACCCCAGUGUGUGGAGUUCUCACAACCGCGACAAUAGAACUCCAGAGGAAAAUUUCAAGCAAUGUAUAGGAAUUCUGAAGCAGUUUCAGCGCCUUAAAUCGGCAGAAGUUCCAUCCGUCAUGCUUCUCGGCUGGACUAUUGACGAUGCACCUCCCAUUUCUGAGGUUUUGCCGCCAACGCUUCAGAAACUAGCUAUCCGAGAUCAAUUGAUUCACUCGGAAGAUUUUGAGUUGGAAGAUGAGAUAGUCACGGAAGCUGUUCAGGAUUAUCUCCCAUCUGCAAAAUCCACGACACCGCUGCUGGAUACAAUUAUGUUCCGUAGUUUCUCUAUGGGUAAAGGGCGCGAAUGGAACGAAGACAAUGCUAAAGAGCUUCGAAAUCUGAGUGCAGAGCUUGGGUUGGAUAUUGACAUCAGCAGUGUUAUAUCUAAUGUUUCGCCAGGACUUUGGACGGUGCAUAGAGAAUUCCAUGAAGCAUCCCAUAAGGAUUGUCGAUAUAUGAAACGUUGA
Molecule: messenger RNA, 1587 nt
Organism: Penicillium nucicola
Lineage: Eukaryota; Fungi; Ascomycota; Eurotiomycetes; Eurotiales; Aspergillaceae
Exons: 2
Coding region: 1-1587 (528 amino acids)
Molecular function (GO): protein binding
Source: RefSeq, a predicted model, not a curated record